CCGCCUCACACACUCGGGAAGCGGGAGCGCGGCGCGGACGCAAAGCCGCCGGGCUGCUGCGCCCAGAGCCAGCCGGAGCCGGAGCCCGAACCGCAGCGCCAGCCCCAGCCGUGCGGAGCCGCAGCCCGGGCCGGGGCCGGGGCCGGCGGCGGCUCAUGGACAGCGGGGCGGGCGGCCGGCGCUGCCCGGAGGCGGCCCUCCUGAUUCUGGGGCCUGCCAGGAUGGGGCCCCUGAGGCAUAGCCCAGGCCCUGGGGGGCAACAGCUACUGCUGCCCUCCAUGCUGCUAGCACUGCUGCUCCUGCUGGCUCCAUCCCCAGGCCACGCCACUCGGGUAGUGUACAAGGUGCCGGAGGAACAGCCACCCAACACCCUCAUUGGGAGCCUCGCAGCCGACUAUGGUUUUCCAGAUGUGGGGCACCUGUACAAGCUAGAGGUGGGUGCCCCAUACCUUCGUGUGGAUGGCAAGACAGGUGACAUUUUCACCACCGAGACCUCCAUCGACCGUGAGGGGCUCCGUGAAUGCCAGAACCAGCUCCCUGGUGAUCCCUGCAUCCUGGAGUUUGAGGUGUCUAUCACAGACCUCGUGCAGAAUGGCAGCCCCCGGCUGCUAGAGGGCCAGAUAGAAGUACAAGACAUCAAUGACAACACACCCAACUUCGCCUCACCAGUCAUCACUCUGGCCAUCCCUGAGAACACCAACAUCGGCUCACUCUUCCCCAUCCCGCUGGCUUCAGACCGUGAUGCUGGUCCCAACGGUGUGGCAUCCUAUGAGCUGCAGGCUGGGCCUGAGGCCCAGGAGCUAUUCGGGCUGCAGGUGGCAGAGGACCAGGAGGAGAAGCAACCACAGCUCAUCGUGAUGGGCAACCUGGACCGUGAGCGCUGGGACUCCUACGACCUCACCAUCAAGGUGCAGGAUGGCGGCAGCCCCCCACGCGCCAGCAGUGCCCUGCUGCGUGUCACCGUGCUCGACACCAAUGACAACGCCCCCAAGUUUGAGCGGCCCUCCUAUGAGGCCGAACUAUCUGAGAAUAGCCCCAUAGGCCACUCGGUCAUCCAGGUGAAGGCCAAUGACUCAGACCAAGGUGCCAAUGCAGAGAUUGAAUACACAUUCCACCAGGCUCCCGAAGUUGUGAGGCGUCUUCUUCGACUGGACAGGAACACUGGACUUAUCACUGUUCAGGGCCCGGUGGACCGUGAGGACCUAAGCACCCUGCGCUUCUCAGUGCUUGCUAAGGACCGAGGCACCAACCCCAAGAGUGCCCGUGCCCAGGUGGUUGUGACCGUGAAGGACAUGAAUGACAAUGCCCCCACCAUUGAGAUCCGGGGCAUAGGGCUAGUGACUCAUCAAGAUGGGAUGGCUAACAUCUCAGAGGAUGUGGCAGAGGAGACAGCUGUGGCCCUGGUGCAGGUGUCUGACCGAGACGAGGGAGAGAAUGCAGCUGUCACCUGUGUGGUGGCAGGUGAUGUGCCCUUCCAGCUGCGCCAGGCCAGUGAGACAGGCAGUGACAGCAAGAAGAAGUAUUUCCUGCAGACUACCACCCCGCUGGACUACGAGAAGGUCAAAGACUACACCAUUGAGAUUGUGGCUGUGGACUCUGGCAACCCCCCACUCUCCAGCACCAACUCCCUCAAGGUGCAGGUGGUGGACGUCAAUGACAACGCACCUGUCUUCACUCAGAGUGUCACUGAGGUCGCCUUCCCGGAAAACAACAAGCCUGGUGAAGUGAUUGCUGAGAUCACUGCCAGUGAUGCUGACUCUGGCUCUAAUGCUGAGCUGGUUUACUCUCUGGAGCCUGAACCGGCUGCUAAGGGCCUCUUCACCAUCUCACCCGAGACUGGAGAGAUCCAGGUGAAGACAUCCCUGGAUCGGGAACAGCGGGAGAGCUAUGAGUUGAAGGUGGUGGCAGCUGACCGGGGCAGCCCUAGCCUCCAGGGCACAGCCACUGUCCUUGUCAAUGUGCUGGACUGCAAUGACAAUGACCCCAAAUUUAUGCUGAGUGGCUACAACUUCUCAGUGAUGGAGAACAUGCCAGCGCUGAGUCCAGUGGGCAUGGUGACUGUCAUUGAUGGAGACAAGGGGGAGAAUGCCCAGGUGCAGCUCUCAGUGGAGCAGGACAAUGGUGACUUUGUUAUCCAGAAUGGCACAGGCACCAUCCUAUCCAGCCUGAGCUUUGAUCGAGAGCAACAAAGCACCUACACCUUCCAGCUGAAGGCGGUGGAUGGUGGCGUCCCACCUCGCUCAGCUUAUGUUGGUGUCACCAUCAAUGUGCUGGACGAGAAUGACAAUGCACCCUAUAUCACUGCCCCUUCUAACACCUCUCACCGGCUGCUGACCCCCCAGACACGUCUUGGUGAGACGGUCAGCCAGGUGGCAGCCGAGGACUUUGACUCUGGUGUCAAUGCUGAGCUGAUCUACAGCAUUGCAGGUGGCAACCCUUAUGGACUCUUCCAGAUUGGGUCACAUUCAGGUGCCAUCACCCUGGAGAAGGAGAUUGAGCGGCGCCACCAUGGGCUACACCGCCUGGUGGUGAAGGUCAGUGACCGCGGCAAGCCCCCACGCUAUGGCACAGCCUUGGUCCAUCUUUAUGUCAAUGAGACUCUGGCCAACCGCACGCUGCUGGAGACCCUCCUGGGCCACAGCCUGGACACGCCGCUGGAUAUUGACAUUGCUGGGGAUCCAGAAUAUGAGCGCUCUAAGCAGCGUGGCAACAUUCUCUUUGGUGUGGUGGCUGGUGUGGUGGCCGUGGCCUUGCUCAUCGCCCUGGCGGUUCUUGUGCGCUACUGCCGACAGCGGGAGGCCAAAAGUGGUUACCAGGCUGGUAAGAAGGAGACCAAGGACCUGUAUGCCCCCAAGCCCAGUGGCAAGGCCUCCAAGGGAAACAAAAGCAAGGGCAAGAAGAGCAAGUCCCCAAAGCCCGUGAAGCCAGUGGAGGACGAGGAUGAGGCCGGGCUGCAGAAGUCCCUCAAGUUCAACCUGAUGAGCGAUGCCCCUGGGGACAGUCCCCGCAUCCACCUGCCCCUCAACUACCCACCAGGCAGCCCUGACCUGGGCCGCCACUAUCGCUCUAACUCCCCACUGCCUUCCAUCCAGCUGCAGCCCCAGUCACCCUCGGCCUCCAAGAAGCACCAGGUGGUACAGGACCUGCCACCUGCAAACACAUUCGUGGGCACCGGGGACACCACGUCCACGGGCUCUGAGCAGUACUCCGACUACAGCUACCGCACCAACCCCCCCAAAUACCCCAGCAAGCAGUUACCUCACCGCCGCGUCACCUUCUCGGCCACCAGCCAGGCCCAGGAGCUGCAGGACCCAUCCCAGCACAGUUACUAUGACAGUGGCCUGGAGGAGUCUGAGACGCCGUCCAGCAAGUCAUCCUCAGGGCCUCGACUCGGUCCCCUGGCCCUGCCUGAGGAUCACUAUGAGCGCACCACCCCUGACGGCAGCAUAGGAGAGAUGGAGCACCCCGAGAAUGACCUUCGCCCUUUGCCUGAUGUCGCCAUGACAGGCACAUGUACCCGGGAGUGCAGUGAGUUUGGCCACUCUGACACAUGCUGGAUGCCUGGCCAGUCAUCUCCCAGCCGCCGGACCAAGAGCAGCGCCCUCAAACUCUCCACCUUCGUGCCUUACCAGGACCGAGGAGGGCAGGAGCCUGCGGGCGCCGGCAGCCCCAGCCCCCCGGAAGACCGAAACACCAAAACGGCCCCCGUGCGCCUCCUGCCCUCCUACAGUGCCUUCUCCCACAGUAGCCAUGAUUCCUGCAAGGACUCGGCCACCUUGGAGGAAAUCCCCCUGACCCAGACCUCGGACUUCCCACCCGCAGCCACACCGGCAUCUGCCCAGACGGCCAAGCGCGAGAUCUACCUGUGAGCCCCCUCCUGGCCGGCCGGCCCCCCUCCCCCAGCCGCCGGCCAGCUCCCAAAUGGGCCCAUUCCGGGGCCUCACUCUCGAUCCCUUCAGCGUGGACUUCCUGGCCAGGGCCCCAAGUGGGGGUAUCACUGACCUCAUGACCACGCUGGCCCUUCUCCCAUGCAGGGUCCAGGCCCUCUCCCCUCAUUUCCAUCUCCCAGCCCCCAGGGGCCCCUUCCCCUUUAUGGGGCUUCCCCCGGCUGAUGCCCAGGAGGGCUCCUCUGCAAUGACUGGGCUCCUUCCCUUGACUUCCAGGGAGCACCCCCUCAAUUUGGGCAGAUGGUGGAGUCAAGGGUGGGCAACAUACUUCUAACUCAUUGUUUCCCUCAUGGCUGACCAGGGCGGGGAUAGCACGCCCAAUUUUAGCCCUGAAGCAGGGCUGAACUGGGGAGCCCCUUUCCCUGGGAGCUCCCAGAGGAAACUCUUGACCACCAGUGGCUCCCUGAAGGGCUUUUGUUACCAAAGGUGGGGUAGGGACGGGGGUGGGAGUGGAGCGGAGGCCUCGUCUUCCCGUGCUGCUCCUGGACUGGCCCACCUGCCUGCCACAUGCCCACGCCUAGUCCCAUCUGGGCCCCCCUUCCCUGCUGGUCAUGCAGUGUCUGUAUAUAAGGACCUUGGAAUGACGUCCCCAUUUCUGCCUGAUUUGCAACUUUUCUUGUUGAUGUUGUGUUGUCUUGGGGGACCCCUCUGGGGGGGGACCUGCCCUGUGCCCCCUCCUCCCUGCCGCAGUGCCCCCCAACCCAGGCCUCUAUUGUUCCAUGUUGUAAAUACCCCUGGGGCCAUGGUGGGAUGGGGCUGCAGGCCAGGGAAACAACGGGUGGGUGGGGGUGGGGAUGGGGGUAACAUUUGCCUAUCAGCAGAGCUGGGCUUUUAUUUAAUUUUUUUUAAAAAUACAAAUCUCUAUUUUUUUGGAACUGUUGCGCUGUGCCCUGGGGGGAUCCCCGCUCAGGCUGGCCUCCCACAUCCAGAUGAGCAUCACAGAGGGGCCCUGAGGCUGUGGGGGGCAGCUGGACAGGGGUGGGAUGACUGUGCCUCUGGCCUGGUUGGGUGAGUUGGGAGCAGGAAGGUUUGUUCAGGGGGUGGCUGGGUGCUGCUCCCGAUAUAGGGGGCCUGCAUCCUGCCCCCUCCCUGCCCUCUCAACCCCCAGCCCCUGCCAUGACUGACCCGUCAGCCUGUAAAACCACCAUUGCCUUGAUCUCAGGGGGUGGGAGGGCUGCCUCAGGGCACCCUGGGCUCUAGGCCCCCUUCUUCCAGUUGGGCUUCCCUUUGCCAGGGUCAGGGGUCCCAUGGGGGAGGGGGUAGGGAGGUUGGGGGGCAGAGAAGCCCAGUCAGCCAUGAUGAGGUGGAGUUCUCUUCUUCACCUCAGGGGGCCAGGGUGUAAGGGGCGUCCUGCAGAGCCCCCGUCUCCCACUGUGGCCAUCUCAAAGCCUCAGCCCCUCUUCCUUCCAGAAACCCCCACUGCCUUGGCCCAUACCUCUCCAGCUCCCUAGGGGCCCAGGCUGGGAGGCUGGAGACUCAGGGUAUGGCCCUUGCUUGACUUAGUCUAAGCUUGGGGAGGUGGUCCAAGAUUGCGAGGGGUGGGUACAGGCUGCGGGGUCUUCUGGUGCCUUUGGGAGCUGUGCUGCUGGGGUCUUGACUCCUGUACCCCAGAGACCCCACCCCCACCCCGGAAAAGCCAGGGGCCUGAAGAAUCACCCUAUUUCUCUGCCCCUUACCCCCAACUUGGCUUGGGGUGCUGGUGCUAGGAAGGAGAGCAUUGUUAGGCUGGUAGCCCCGGCAUAUACGAAGCCCUUCUAUGGAAGGGAAGGGGUAGAAUGGGAUGGGGUGGCAGCAGCCAGGUCUAGGGGUUGGCCAAAGGCUCCUUUCCCUUGGGGAGGCCCAGGAAAUGGGCUGGGGGCUUGUUAAAGAGACAGCCCCUUUCCCCUGCACAAAUGGGGCAGGUGCAAUAGUCUUGGAGUUGGUAGUAUUGGGUGCCCAGCUGGUGGAACAGUGGCCUCAAGGAUUGUCCUGGGUCCUGGAGGUCAGGAUUCGGGCAAGAAGAUUGUAUGAGGCCCAUUUGCUUGGUGGAGAAGGUGGUCCAGACAGGCGGCAUUCCUGGGGUCAGUGGACUCCCACUGGAAGCCCCUAGUGGCCUGGGUACCCUGCCCUGGUCUUAGAGACCCCUGAGCACUGAGCGGAAGAGCAGAGGAUCAUUUUGCACAAUGGAGAAGCCAGAAGAAAGAGGGUGGCCCAGAUGGCUGGGAGGGCUGAGAAGCCCUUCCCACAGGCAAAGACAGAGCCCCCAGCCCCCUGGUUGGGGCUAGGGCACUGAGUCUGUCACCAACUGGGCACUGGAGAGAUGAAACCAAAGGUGGGCAGGGGUUGGCAACAGCACUGGGGACUAUCCCUGUGGGUCCUAGGUCUGUGAAGCCCCUCCCCAAUGCCUGUGUCGCCUACAGUUUUAUGUACCAAUAGGCGACAUUUGGCCAGAGGAGAGCCCCCCUCAAACCCAGCCUGACCCAGUCUGUGUCUUCCUAGAGGGGACCUAGUCGGUCCCCAUCCCCCUACUUCAGGGCAUGUCUCUCCGUAGGGGGAGGGUAUAUGGGGACGUAUUUCUCUCCUAGGGUCCCUGAAGCAUGUUUCACAUCCCGGGGUGGGAGGAAGUUCUCUGGGCAUCCCUCACCUCUGGGGGCUCUCUAGGCCCUAUCUCUCCCCUUGGGAGUCUCUGGGGGACAUGUGUUCCUGCUGAGGACCACGGGAGCAUGUCUCCCCCGAUUACCCAGGCUCUCUGGGGAGCCUGUUUUCCUCCCAGGGUUCCUGGGAGUACUUAAGGCAAGUCAGUUUCGGGCCAUCUCUCUUCCCAGGGAAGGGGGCUAUCUCUGAAGCACGUCUGGGAAGGGAUGUUUCUGGCCCUGCCCCCAUCUCUCCUAUGGGGGUUUCUCUGCCCUGCAGCACUUUAGGAUGAGGCUGGGCAUCUCUGAGUUGUCUUUUCUCCUAGGAGCCCUGGGAUACCUCUCUCUCCCGAGGGUAGGGCCUCUGGAGCCAUUUCUUCCCUGGGUCGGGGCUGUCUCCGGGUGUUGGGAGGGCUUGUGUUGGCCAUGAGAAAGUCUCUUAAGGGGCGUCUCCACUGGGGACUUCUCUGGGAGGGGGGACUGUGUCUCGCCCAUGGGGUUUCGGGCGGGUGUGUCUGCCCAUGGGGAGGGGAGACUGUGUCUCCUCGGGUUAUCUAGUGGGGAGGGGGGCCGUGUCUCUCUCGUGUGUAGGGGGGUGGGGGUCGGGGUGGGGGGUUUUGGGCGCGUCGGGUGCCCACAUUGGGGUCGUGUUUCUCUUGGUUCGUGCCACUUCCCACCGCCUCGCUCCUCCCGGGAAGGGCCCCCGCCCCGCCCCGCCCCACCCCACCCCACCC
This is a messenger RNA of Pongo pygmaeus (Bornean orangutan), 7293 nucleotides long. It is a transcript of the gene PCDH1, whose product is annotated as protocadherin 1. Gene Ontology annotation, cellular component: plasma membrane. The coding region runs from base 156 to 3869 and encodes 1237 amino acids. Lineage: Eukaryota; Metazoa; Chordata; Mammalia; Primates; Hominidae. The record is from RefSeq and is a predicted model, not a curated record. Gene Ontology annotation, biological process: homophilic cell-cell adhesion. Gene Ontology annotation, molecular function: calcium ion binding. The transcript has 5 exons.